AUCUGGAUGUGGUUGCCAAAUGCCAGUUAAACUACACUCCUCAAUAUAGAUAAAAAUAUGUUGGGUGACUAUUGACUAUUAUUCUAUCUUCUAUUCUAGAAUUAAAGUCUUGAUGCCCGUUAAAGAAAUAUAUUAAUUUAAUCCGUAUUAAUAUGUCAACGACUUCUAAAAUAGUAUUUGGACUAUCUUGUUUCGCAUCGGCAGGUAUCAUUGGAUUUGUACAUUACCAACAACAAGACGAUUUAAUUAAGUUGCACGAAGGUGUUGUAAAAGACAUUGAACGUCAAGAAAAUAGACGCCGAGAGUUGGGAAUAAACACCGAUAUUGUGGUAGCCAGUAAUCUUGAAAAUGGGAAAAAAAUCGCAUAAAAAGGAACACAAAAAAAAAAAA
Molecule: messenger RNA, 390 nt
Organism: Melanaphis sacchari
Lineage: Eukaryota; Metazoa; Arthropoda; Insecta; Hemiptera; Aphididae
Product: protein PET117 homolog, mitochondrial
Exons: 1
Coding region: 153-368 (71 amino acids)
Biological process (GO): mitochondrial respiratory chain complex IV assembly
Cellular component (GO): mitochondrion
Source: RefSeq, a predicted model, not a curated record